CUCCACUUCUUGCAAUCUCCACUUCACUCUCUUUUCCACUCACACUUAGCAUGGAAAAUUGCAGAAAAUCUCCACUCAAACCAUGGAAGAAAGGCCCCGCGAGAGGAAAAGGCGGCCCCCAAAAUGCUAUGUGCGAAUAUAGAGGCGUUCGACAAAGAACCUGGGGCAAGUGGGUCGCAGAAAUCAGAGAGCCAAAGAAGAGAACCCGACUGUGGUUAGGCUCUUUCGCCACUGCUGAAGAAGCAGCAAUGGCUUACGAUGAAGCUGCACGAAGGUUGUAUGGUCCCGAUGCUUACCUUAAUCUACCUCAUCUUCGAUCCAACUUCAACCCUUUGAACAAAUCUCAGAAGUUCAAAUGGUUUCCUUCAAAUAAUUUCAACUCCAUGUUUCCCACCACAGGAUUACUAAAUUUAAACGUGCAGCCGAAUGUACGUGUCAUUCAUCAAAGGCUCCAAGAACUCAAGAAAACCGGAGUUUUUGGACCGUCAUCGUCAUCAAGCUCAUCAUCCAGUGACCCUAAGAACGAUAUCCCGAGCAUAAGUGAUCAACCUCGAGUGGAAAAUCCUCAAAUAAAAAAGAAAGAUGCUGAAUUUUCAUCAGAAAAUGCCUCGACUUGUUGUCAAGAGAAGCCACAGAUUGAUCUCAAUGAGUUUCUCCAACAGAUGGGGAUACUAAAAAGAGAGGAACAGCAUCAAGUAAGUAAUGACUCCAGUAGUCUCACGGAGAUAGACUCAUCAUCCAAAGAGAAUGAAGGAUUUGCUAGCUUUGCAGAUAAAAAUUUUAACUGGGACACACUGAGUGAAAUAGCUGGAACAGAGAUUCAUCAAGAAACAGAGUCCAGUAGCUUCCAUGCGUACGAUAUUAAUGAAGAACUGAACUUUCCCCCAUCUAUCUGGAACUUCUAAAAGAGUUAUAAGAUUUUAUAAAAUAAUUAGUCCAUGCCAUAGGAAUAUUAUUCACUUAUAUAGCCUAGUUCAGUCUUUUGAAGAGCCAGAGUAAGAAAGAGCCAAAGAAAUCAAGGAUAUUGACGUGCCAAUCACAAUGCUAAUGAUGGACAGUUUUCAAAUGUCUGUAUUUGUUUAUCUCCAGAGAUUCAGAGUAAUUUUUAUUUUGUCGAAUUACGUACUUGUGUAUGGAGAAUAGCAACAAUAAGCCAUAACUUAUGAUGUUGCUCUGGCUCCAAUGCAAGGUAGUUAAUGGAU
Molecule: messenger RNA, 1202 nt
Organism: Olea europaea var. sylvestris
Lineage: Eukaryota; Viridiplantae; Streptophyta; Magnoliopsida; Lamiales; Oleaceae
Product: dehydration-responsive element-binding protein 2F
Exons: 1
Coding region: 51-905 (284 amino acids)
Biological process (GO): response to stress; positive regulation of DNA-templated transcription
Cellular component (GO): nucleus
Molecular function (GO): transcription cis-regulatory region binding; DNA-binding transcription factor activity
Source: RefSeq, a predicted model, not a curated record